ACGUUUACGUGAGACCGCUGAGCACAACGCUUCCUACAUCGGACCUCCAUUUUUGUUCUUGUCACGGGAUUACAGCAUGCUCUUAUCAAAGAGAUAAUAACAUCGAUUUCAGUGUUUUGUGACGUGCGGUUCAGUAUUUCUACAUAAUGGGGCGAAAGAAGAAGAAGCAAAUGAAGCCGUGGUGCUGGUACUGUAAUCGAGACUUUGACGAUGAGAAAAUUCUCAUUCAGCAUCAAAAGGCAAAACAUUUUAAAUGCCACAUUUGCCACAAGAAGCUAUAUACCGGUCCCGGCUUGGCUAUUCACUGCAUGCAGGUACACAAAGAGACGAUUGACAGUGUACCGAACGCAAUUCCAGGAAGAACAGACAUCGAGUUGGAAAUCUAUGGCAUGGAGGGAAUUCCAGAGAAAGACAUGCAGGAGAGAAGACGAACGUUAGAACAGAAAUCACAAGAGAGUCAGAAGAAGAAGUCAAACAAUCAGGAUGACUCUGAUGACGACGACGAUGAUGAUGAGGCGGGACCAUCUGUCCAGCAUGUAGCUGCUGUCCAGUCCCAGGCCGGGUACGUUGCACCAAUGACCCAACCUGGAAUGCCCCCUGUGGCUGGCGUACCUGGGAUGCCUCCUGCAGGAUAUCAAGGAAUGCCUCCGAUGAUGCCAGGUGUUCCUCCCAUGAUGCACGGCAUGCCUCCUGCCAUGCCUGGAAUGCCACCAGCCAUGAUGCAGAUGGGAGGGAUGAUGCCUCCCAUGAUGCCAGGGAUGCCUGGAAUUCCUCCAGGAAUCCCCCCUCACAUGGCUCCAAGGCCGGGGAUGCCCCACAUCGCUCCUACCCCUGCAGCCGGACCAAUCCCCAGCCGACCUGCAGCACCAGUGGUGCAGCCUGCUGUCACAAAGCCCCUCUUCCCCAGCGCAGCGCAGAUGGGCUCUGGUGUUAACAGCAGCACUACAAGCGUUUCCUCUCCACCUGCAGACCAUCAGUCUGCCUCUUCCCAGCCUCCCUUUUCUAACAUGCCCCAAGCCCAGCAGAACCCUUCAGUCGCUGCAGCGUCAAACUCACUCAGCACUGCCUCGUCCUCUGAGCCUCACAAAGCAACUUUCCCCGCCUACACCCAGCCCUCUGUCUCCUCUUCCACUUCUUCUUCUUCUAAUCCCUCUAGCAGCACUGUGGCUAAACCCCCGGCCACAGUGACCAGUAAGCCUGCCACCCUCACCACCACGAGUGCAACUAGUAAGUUGAUCCACCCUGAUGAGGAUAUCUCACUGGAGGAGAUGAAGGCUCAGUUGCCGCGUUACCAGCGUCUCAUACCCAGGGCUGGUCAGGCCCACACUGCUGCUGCCCCUCCGGUGGCAGCUGGCAUAAUGCCCCCUCAGCAGGGUUUGCCACCACAGCAGCCUGGCAUGAGGCAUCCCAUGCAUGGUCAGUACGGUGCUCCUCCUCAGGGCAUGCCUGGCUACAUGCCUGGAGGGAUGCCUCCAUAUGGGCAAGGUCCUCCUAUGGUCCCCCCUUACCAAGGAGGCCCUCCCAUGGGUAUGAGGCCGCCUGUCAUGUCUCCAGCCGGACGCUACUGAAGAAGCAAAGCACCCACCACAUUAGGUUUGAGGUUAACACCUUUCUCUCAUCCUUGUGCUUUUUCAAACCUAGCUGCCAUGAGCAGUAAGCCUACAGUGGUGGCGAAGACAAACAUGGUCUGUUUAAACAAACAAACAAAAAAAAAACAACAACAAACAAACGCAUGGACAUUUUAUUGUAAUAUGUUUAUUAGAAAACAGCCAAACACCAUGAAUAUCUAACAGCUUUUUUGGUGUUACUUGAUCACAUGUGAGGAUAUUUUUUCCCAUAGGUUUCACUCAGGUUCAUAAAGGUGAAGUGUGUAAAAAUGAUUCGUAUUUCUUUUGAAGCUGCUGGAGUUACAUGAACAUACCAACCCCUUACAAAGGCAAGUUUCUUUUUAGAACAUUCGAUUUUUAUUUCUUCAGCAAAUUAGCUGGGGCCCUCACAGCAUGCACAGGUGCUGUUGGACAUUCGUCCCCAACCGUGGUUGGUGAGGGUCUCAUUGAUUUAAGAUGAUUCCAACAAAGUAAUGUUAAAAGUUCAUGACUCAUCAGUCUCUAGCUUUAUUCUUUUUUUCAGGUUUGUUUUAUUAUUAUUUCAUGGUCAUAUGCCUACUUGUAUGCAUCCUUUGUAAUGUUUUAUCAAUCUGUUGUAAUAAAAUCCAUCUUGAAAUCUAAUGCUGGUUUGUCCUGACGUACGUGGAGGUGAGUCACCAAGGUUUGUACUGGUGUUGUAUUUCUGCACAUCUAAUGGCUCUGCUGAACUGUAGGAUCUUAUCCAAGCAACAAAGUUUUCCAUUUUUUCAUCGUUUUAUGUUUGCUUUUAAUUUGGUUGUUUUCACCUCAUCCACCUCCCAUUGUUUUAAAUAGGAUGUUUACAUACAGCAUUGUCCAAAAGUGCUUUUUUUUUCAUGUUUUGUGAAUUUUUCUGCAUUUUGUCACAUUACAACAUACUCCAUUGAAUUUAAUAAGAUGGACCAACACAAAGUAACAAAUAAUAGUAAAGUGGAAAGAAAGUUAUACAUGAUUUUUCAGCUUUUUAAAAAUAUAUAUAUAUAUAUUCUUUGGAAAUGUAUUUUACAUUUGGAGACUAACAUUUUUGCCUUUCGUUGGAAAUCUAGCUAAAUGUCAAAGUGGAUGAAGAGGAUCUGAAAAGUUUUUUGAAAAGUUUCGCCACAGAUCCUCUAUUAAGAUUUGUGUCUGAAUUUUGGAUUAUUUAAACAUGGGUGCUAUGCGUUGCUGCAUAACACUGUAAGAAGAUCCUGGGUUUGAAUCUUGUCCAAGGGUUUUGUUGCAUGGAGUUUGCACCUUAUCCCAUGGAUUUCUGGGUUCUUAUACGGCACUGUGUUUAAAACAUGAAUGUUCAGGUAACUGAUUACUCUAAAUUGCCCAUAGGUAUGAAUUUGUGUGACUCUAACCAGAGUUUACCUUUUGUCAAACUACUACAGAAACUGGUCACUUAUUUGGGCCUUUUUGCAUGUGGGUCAAAAAGUUACUUGUUUUUUACCCCAUGUUUAACAGCACUUUGUUCAUGUUUGCUGUGUAAUCUCCCCAAAGCUUCGUUUUGACGAUGCCUUUCGUCUUGCUGCUUUUAGAAAAGUCCGUUUCCAGGAGAAAACAACUAGUAAUUCUCUUGAGAGAUGAUUUCCCACCAGAGCUUUGAAUUGCUGCAGCUCCUCCUGAGUUACCCUGGGCCUCUUGGUUGCUUUUCUGAUUAAUGAUUUUCCGCUUGCCCGACCUGUUGGCUUCUGAGGAAAGCAUCUCAGAUGAUGGAUUGCACAGAGAUCUGGCAGAUGUUAAAAGCUUGGGAUGUUUCAUAAACAGUCCGACUUUAUCUUAGUUGAUGAGUUAACAUUCGUUAACAAACUUCUGAGAAUUUCAGUGAAUAGCUGGAUUUUUAUUGAGAUUGAAUUAUCCCAAAGUGUAAUCCAGUUACAUUUUAGAUUAACUUUUGAAAGUGAUUGGUUGUACUAAUGCAAUAGCAUCUACAAUAACUGAAGAAUUUUGAUCGAGUUACAUUUAAUUUCCCUUUGGAAUCAAAAGUAUUUUUAAAAUUUUAAUUGAAGCUGUAUUUUGAAUUAUCACAGUAAAGAAGACUAAAGAUAAUUGAGAAGACAAUAGACCCUAUCCCUUUUUCUCUAUAAAUAUGUGCUACUUUGUGUUGGUUCAUUGCACAAGGGCUCAGAUCCGGUCCUCCAGAUCUACCUUCCUUGAAUUUUUAGCUGCCUUUCGCCUCCAACACACCUGACUGUGUUGGAGAUUUGAUUUGAUUCAGCUGUUUAAAAGCUGUGAUUCAUCUAAAAGUAGGCCUUGAGGAUUGGACUUGGGCCCUUGGUUUAUUGCCUAAUAUUUUAGUUAAAAUACACUAAAAUUUGUGGUAAUGUGGAAAAGUUCAAGUAGUGUGAAUACUUUUGGAAGGCUUUGUAAAAUAGAGUUAUGAUUUAAUGCACCCAGAUCAUUUGGACAUGGAGCCCACCAAGGAGGCUGGGUAAUUUGGUUCCAAAUACAAUACAUGAUCUAAUGGAAAGUAGUUUAAUUUUAUUCUACUAACUGAAUUUGCACAGCAGCACUCAAGCAUGCAUGAUUGCUACAGUGGUAGCAAUAUAAAACACACCCAACAAUACAGUAGGUCUGGGUUAAAGUCCAUUAUAAAAAUGUGGCAUAGACUUUCAGAAUACAAAAAUGCUGUUUUUAUGUUAAUUCUAUGUUCAGUUUUCAUUAGUUCUGUGGUCCUUCAUAUAUUCACUAGAUGACUUAUUUGAAUAUCGUCAGCAAAAGUUGCUUCGGCAGAAGGUAAAUUUCACAAGAUUAUCGCAGCAGAUGUAACCCAGAGAUCACAAUAAAUGCCACCACACAUCUAUAGAAGCGUCUCCCAGACUGAUCUUUGCCACAGUGCCUGUCUUUAUUGUUGGGUGGUUUUGUGUUUCAGCGCCUUUCAGUGUCUCAAAGUCGCCCGCUGUGUGCCAUUUUAUCCUGUGUUAACAUUAUUCUACAGAAAACGGCGAAGAACAACUAAGGCAACAGGAACGCCAGUUUGAGUAAUUCAAUAUUUUGAGGCAUUUUAGUGUUGAGCACAUUUUCCUCUGGCCAGAUCACUUACUGCUUUGUAUUUGUUUUUGUCUAGCCCAUCCAUAUGAGCUUUUCAGCCUUAAAACCCAGUCAGCUGGCAUGACAGGUCAGUUAAAUCCUGUAAGUACCUGAUGUUGAUUAUAGUGUGAGACGUUCCCAUACAGCUAGAUGCAAGGCUCUGUUUCAUCAAAGUGAUUUGUGAUAAUAUAAAGACAUCAAAAAUUUUUAUUUGAUGUAUUAAAAUCAUGAAGAAUGACACGGAAGUACACGCUUGCCCUCUGCUCUGAUGACAACUGGCACGGUAAGUAGGAAGAACAGCUGGGUACUUACUGAAACUUCAAAAGUACAUUUAGAAAUCCCCCCCCCAAUCCUCUGAGAACUGUACAUUAUUCAGGUUAAAGUCUAAAAUGAAAUGGAAAAAAUGGAUUUCUCCCUCUGUUACGUUUUGGAGUCUCUUGUAUGACCUGUGCGUCCUGUUUUUUUUAUUAUAAUAAUUUGUCCUUUUUCUUAGUGCAUGACAAUGGCUUUAUUGAAGUAUAAGUUUGACAUAUAGUGAAUAAAAUAAAACUUUUUAGUGUUUAGAUUAAUAUUAAAUUUUUAAUUUUGUUUUAAGAAAAUUGGCUUUCAGUACAACCUGUGCUACUGACCGAAAUGAGAAGUGCUUCAAUGCCGUGCCAAGACACCACUAGACGAAGAUCGUUGUUUUAUUAAUAUAUUUGAGGAUGAUGAGGUCAUAAGUACAACAUUUUUCAUUUAUUUUCUUCAGUGUUCAUCUGUUUUUCUUUUUUGUGUUUUUUUUUUUCUCUGUAAGUAUAUUUUCCCUGCAUGUAUAAACUAUCUUCUUGUCUGUUAAAAUAGAAUUUCAUUCUGUCCUGUAUAGAUCAGUUCUCUUUUUGGAACUACUGUGGUGUUUAAAUGAAAUGUGACAUAAUUGUGUAGUAUUCUGAUGCUCAAUAAAUGAAAAUACUUGCA
Molecule: messenger RNA, 5591 nt
Organism: Xiphophorus couchianus (Monterrey platyfish)
Lineage: Eukaryota; Metazoa; Chordata; Actinopteri; Cyprinodontiformes; Poeciliidae
Gene: znf207b
Product: zinc finger protein 207, b
Exons: 11
Coding region: 147-1568 (473 amino acids)
Biological process (GO): mitotic spindle assembly; mitotic spindle assembly checkpoint signaling; attachment of spindle microtubules to kinetochore
Cellular component (GO): nucleus; kinetochore; spindle matrix
Molecular function (GO): microtubule binding
Source: RefSeq, a predicted model, not a curated record